Aethalodelphis obliquidens (Pacific white-sided dolphin) is the source of this 1974-nucleotide messenger RNA. It is a transcript of the gene MSANTD3, whose product is annotated as Myb/SANT DNA binding domain containing 3. The record is from RefSeq and is a predicted model, not a curated record. The transcript is spliced from 3 exons. The coding region runs from base 380 to 1207 and encodes 275 amino acids. Lineage: Eukaryota; Metazoa; Chordata; Mammalia; Artiodactyla; Delphinidae.
UAAGGGAAACAAGGAAAGGAUCGGAAUGGCAGUCAACUCUGGCUAAGUGGGGCAGCUUAGUGAGUGUUUGAAGUGUACGCAAAGAGAACAUUUUGGGGACUGACCUGAGUUUACACUUUUACUGAUUUUGCCUUUUUUUCAAUUAAGCUUGGUGGUCAAGAGCUGGUGCUUUGCAGGUCGCGGUCUGACACCGCGUGCCUCUGUGUGGCUUUGGGCAAGUUACCUGCCCGAGCUUCAGGGUCUAUCUCUGUGAAAUGGAGCUCACGGGACUUUUGUGAAGAUGACAUUAGACAGUGUGUAAAGUGCUUAGCACAGUGCCUUGCACAAAGGAAAUGCCCAGUAACUGGAUAGCUAACAGCCAGGAGAAACGUAGUGGAAAAUGCAAAACAACGAAAUCAUAAAACCUGCCAAAUACUUCUCAGAAUUGGAAAAGAGCAUCCUGCUGGCUUUAGUAGAAAAGUACAAGUAUGUGCUGGAGUGUAAGAAAAGCGACGCGCGAACUAUUGCCCUCAAGCAGCGUACCUGGCAGGCGCUCGCCCAUGAAUACAACUCGCAGCCUAGCGUGUCGCUGCGGGAUUUCAAACAGCUGAAGAAGUGCUGGGAGAACAUCAAGGCUCGGACCAAAAAGAUUAUGGCCCAUGAAAGGAGAGAGAAAGUGAAACGGAGCGUCAGCCCCCUUCUGAGCACCCACGUCCUGGGGAAGGAGAAGAUCGCCAACAUGCUGCCCGAGCAGCUGUACUUCCUGCAGAGCCCUCCCGAGGAGGAGCCCGAGUACCAUGCUGAUGCCGCCACUCAAGAAUCAUUUGCUGUUUCAAAUAGAGAACUGUGCGAUGAUGAGAAAGAGUUCAUACAUUUCCCCGUAUGUGAGGGGACCUCCCAACCUGAACCCUCGUGUUCAGCUGUCAGAAUAACAGCCAAUAAAAACUACAGGAGCAAAACCUCUCAGGAAGGUGCUUUAAAAAAGAUGCAUGAGGAAGAACACCAUCAACAAAUGUCCAUCUUACAACUGCAGCUGAUACAGAUGAAUGAGGUGCAUGUGGCCAAAAUCCAGCAGCUAGAGCGAGAGUGUGAGAUGGCAGAGGAGGAACACAGGAUAAGAAUGGAAGUUCUCAAUAAAAAGAAGAUGUAUUGGGAAAGAAAACUGCAAACUUUUACCAAGGAAUGGCCUGUUUCCUCAUUUAACCGGCCCUUUCCCAAUUCACCCUAAGAUGGUGGGGUGUGGCUCCCUUGUAAUUAAUCUGUGUUGGCAAAGAAGGCCUGGAACACGAACUUGCGGUCGGUAGCCUGUCACAGAGCUACAACUAGGAAGAUGAGAGUGGUAGUAGUCACUUAUUUAAGAAUACAUUCAGGUAAACAGCUGCACCCUAUGUACCCCUGAAGUGGCAAAGAAGCUGUUCGAGUCUUCUGAAAAUUAUCACUAUGAGUGCUAUCAUUCUGAAUGUAAUGUCUCUUAAUUAGAAUUCAUACAAGAACCAUGUGUGAGUGUUGUUGUUGUAUUUUUUUAAUCAAAUGCAAGUGUGACUAUAAAGGAGUGUGGCUGGGUUUUGUGGGUUUUUUUUUUUUUUUUUUUUUUUAAAUAGACGUCAGACCUUGUCUAUCCAAAUGAAUGCCCUCCCAUUGAAAGUGGCUGUCCUGGGAGGACACACGUUUCUCCAGUGGUGAUGCUGUCGCUGAGAAUUUGCUAGAGGUCUUUCGGAGCCUCCACAAGAGCUACAGCACACUUUUCAUUUUGUCAAUGUCAUCUUUGGAGCAUGGAUUUUCUGUUUUUAAACAGCCGAACAUAAUGGAAGGCUCUUUUCUAAUGUGGCUCAUAGGCUGCCUUUUAAGUCCUUCCUUUCCCCAAAGAGGAGUUCCAGAUAAUGUCUCCAGCAGGUGUAGCUUUGUUGGAACUAAGGAUGUGACUACCUUGAGGGAGAAACGUUCGCUUAGAGCUCUACAUUCUGUCCUGCUUGUUUUAUUAAAAGACAAGACUUG